GAGAGAGAGUGGAAACGCUCAUUAAUAAGAAUUUAAAGCAUGUGAAGAGAGGACAGCGAGCGAAGCAGCGAGCGUUUGCAGGACUGAGGGAGGAUGCGAAAGACAGAGAUGGAUGGGGAGGGGACGAGGGAGUCAGAAAAGGAGGUGAGAGUUGGACAGUUGAAGAGCAGCAUCACCGGUGAACUGUGCACGUAUUGAUCCACGGCAACCAGGUGGCUUGAAGAAGAAAAAAGACAGAAAAGGAAAUAGAAAAAGAGGAUUUGCUCUGUUCUGCUUCCCCGCUGCCGAUCGCUAAAUGUGUGAGAGCCCUCCAGCUGAGCGUCACAACACCACACAUCACACGCGAGAUGAACACAUUCAGUUUGCGAGAGAGGCGGUGGCGCUGCCAGCGAACAUCCUCCGCUACUUUCAGCAGCUGCCAGUUGUUGAGUUGAGAUUUAUCGGCUGUUUCGUGUGGACCAGAGGCAGCAUCAGAAGCACUUAUCAGGUAGUGUGUUUGCUGCUGCACAUCUGUGCUCGGAGACCAGCUUUUUAUGGAAUAUAGAGAAACGGCAGCAAAGAGUAUCUGAGGAUAUCUGAGUGCCGGAGAGUUUGCGAGCAUGUGUUGAAAUCUGGGAAAAGAAGAUUUAAAGAAAAGGCAGUUUUUUUCAACUCCCAGCUCUCGUACGACACCACCCAGAAAGGAGCACCAGGACUCGGGGAAGUCGAGGAGCCGGGAGACACGAUGUGGAUUAGGGGAUGAGUCCUAAAGAGGGAUGAGGUUGUGGAGGGUGAGAGGGCAAGAAUGGGCCGCCCCUGCCCUGUGCCACGUCCGGCUGCCUGCGCUGCUGCCUCCCCGUGACCAUGCAGGUCCUGCAGAUCGUCAAGGAGCUUGUGUCGCCGUCCAGACGCAGGGCAGCGGCUAGAUUUGGAGCGUCUGAUCAGGAUGCGGCGGUGAAACUUGACCAGGAGCGCGCUGAGAUAGUCGCCAAAUAUGACAAGGGAAAAGAGGCCGUCGUGGAGCCCUGGGAGGACACCAACUUCCACCUCUACAAAGUCGUCGACCGCUUCGGCUUUGUUCAUAAGAAUGAACUUCCAUCCUACGACUCAGUGGAGGAGAAGCAAAAACACGUGGAGGUGGAGAGGACCACCAAAUGGCUGAAGAUGCUGAAGAGCUGGGACAAAUACAAGAACAGUGAGAAGCUGGUGAGGAGGGUCUAUAAGGGAAUUCCCCUGCAGCUCCGAGGGGAGGUGUGGUGUCUGCUGCUCGAUAUCCCCAAAAUAAAGGAGGAGAAGAAAGACUUCUACGAGAAACUAAAGGCCAGAGCCAGAGGAAUCUCCCCCGACAUCCGUCAGAUUGACUUGGAUGUGAACCGCACCUACAGGGACCACAUCAUGUUCAUGCAUCGCUACGAUGUCAAGCAGCAGGCUCUCUUCCACGUCCUCACAGCCUACUCCAUGUACAACACGGAGGUGGGCUACUGCCAGGGCAUGAGUCAGAUCACCGCUCUGCUGCUGAUCUACAUGAAUGAGGAGGACGCCUUCUGGGCUCUGGUCAAACUGCUGUCGGGGCAGAGGCAUGCCAUGCACGGGUUCUUCGUCCCCGGCUUCCCGAAGCUGAUGCGUUUCCAGGAGCACCACGACCGAAUCCUCAAGAAGAUGAUGCCCAAACUGAAGCAGCACCUGGACACCCAGGAGGUGUUAACCAGUCUCUACACCAUGAAGUGGUUCUUCCAGUGCUUCCUGGACAGAACUCCCUUCACCCUCACCCUCAGGAUCUGGGACAUCUACAUCUUAGAGGGAGAAAGAGUGCUGCCCACCAUGUCCUACACCAUCCUCAAACUGCACAAGAAGCACCUGAUGAAGCUGUCCAUGGAGGACUUGGUGGAGUUCCUGCAGGUGACUUUGUCCAAAAACUUCUUCUUCGAGGACGACUUUGCGAUCGAGCAGCUGCAGGCGUCCAUGACGGAGCUCAGGAGGGCGAAGCUGGAGCUGCCCGCGCCAGGUAAAGACGAAGAGUUUCCCAAGAAGCCUCUAGGGCAGCUUCCUCCUGAGCUGGCGGUGAACCACGUGGCGAACGGGCAAAGCUACGUCGAGCCAGCCGAGCCUCCCAGGAACCCGAGUCCUGUACCAGACCGCCAGCGGGACAGUCGGCCGCCCAGCCGGUCACGCCGGGACUCGCUGGAGAAAUCGAUCCGCCACCACAAGGUGGACAAGAGGGAUGUCCGCUCCAGGGGAUCGGGGGAGAUCCCCAAUGAGCAGCGAAAGCAGUCCACCUCCACUACACCUGAGAGGGGAGCAACGCCACAUUCGGUGCCCACCCCGACACCGCAGCUCAUUACAGGGGAUAGAGGCAAGAGCCACGCCACCGCCAACCAUAACUCCAACGCGGCCUCCAGCUCUCACAAAGAAAUCACUCCCCGCUGGUUCAAACCCUCCGAGACCAAGCUGGAAGCCGUCAAAGCAGCAGCAGCGCGGGAGGUCCAGGUAAGCAGAGGGGGGACGCCGGCCCCUUCCAGCCCUGUAGACAGCGCACAGCCCCACCAGCGACCACACUCAAAGGAUUUCGUCCCCGAAAUCAACCGCGGCUCCAACGCCUCCCAGUACGACAACGUACCAGGGCUGCAAGAGCAGGAUUUCGAGAUCGUGGAGCUUGAUAGACCUCCGUCCAGUAUGAGGACCCCUCGCAGCGAGACACCCUUCAGCGUAUCGUCCCACCAUCAGAGCAGCCCGAGCCGCGGACCCAGCCACGCCGGGAGCGCCGUCUCCCUCGCAUCAGGGCCCAGGACGGCCAAACACCCUCUUCCUCAUACAUUUAACAGUCCAGGAGGGGUCCAGACCGGCUACCCUGGCGGCCAGUACAACACUCCUCCCCAGCAGCACUCCCCGGGCAGGACUACAACCGAAGUCCCCAUCCUCCACCCUGCUUAUAGCGUGAGCCUGGACCACAGAGGCGAGGACAGACUCUAUACUCCGCCCUCCCGAUUCACCCCACCCUCCAAUGUGGUGUACGGGGAACGAGCGUACGCCACCACCCAGCGCCCGAGCAACAGCCUCUCCCCGGAGAAGGCUCUCAUGAACAACUCCUUCGCCACCUACCGCAGGCAGCCGCCACCUAGCUCCACCCACAACCCCCGUAACGCCAGGCCUCCCCUGGAGCACUCCCUGCAGCUGGAAACCAAAGGGAGGUCCACGCCUAUCUACCUGCAACAACUCACCUCCACCGCACAGGUGUACGCCCCGGUGGACUACAGGUAUGACGGGCAUCGGAGAGGCGAGGCGAACCCGCACUACCUGCCAGAACCUCGGCGGCCUGUAGACGGGCUCCCGUGGGCACCGGAGGAUGAGCUGCCCCUUCCAUCCCCAGGUGGGAUGCCGCGUUCGCCGAGCUUCCAGCAAGCUCAAAUGUCUCCGGUUCAGGAGUUCACGUUUCCCUCCAACCCGGACGGCCUGCUUCACUACAGGACACAGUUCCAGGAGCAGCAGCCUGUCAUAAGGCAACAGCUCCCCCAGCUGUUUGGAGGACCACACUACAGGCACGCACAGGAGGCGUUCGCCAUGCAGGAGUCCAUGCUGCUGUGAUAUAGAAAUGGCAAGACACUGUAAAAAAAGAGGUGUAGUCACUGACACUGUGGUAAAGACGAGCAGUUAGUCCUAGCUUUGUUAGUUUCUGCUCUUUAUGUGUGACCUUCUGACUGUCACACUGCAUCGUAACGUUGCAGGACGCACCAGCCUCUGAAGUUUUUACACUUUAAAAAAGAGUUUAAAAAAAACUGACUGAAGAUUUAAUUUUAUUUUUGGAUGUAAAUCAUUAACGAGAGGUGUCAGUAUAUAUCUUUUAGAGUCUGAUAUGUACAUUGGAUUGUUUUUGUUAAUAUGCUGAGUUGUUAUCAGUAGAAAAUCCUCCUGAAAACUCUGAUUUGUUUUCCAUCUUUAUUUUUUUAUAUGUUACUUCCAGAUAGAUGGAUUUACUCUAUAUGCUUGUGAAUGUUAUUUUUCAAAGAGAAGAAAUAAUAUUAUGUCCAAUGAUAGAAUUAGAGAGUUAAAGUUUUGAUUUCCAUUUUAAUUUCGCAGCUCCUCUACUGUAGAAAGAAGCAGGGUUUGUUGUUUAUUUUGUAGUCUUUCCUUUUCAGUUUCAGCAGUAAUAUUCCUUCCUGAUUAAAUGAUGUGCAAUUAAUUUCUCCUUCAUACAUGAAAUACAGUACGUUGGGUAUGUACUAGGGCUGGGACGAUUCACCUAUCUCCCGAUUCGAUACCAUCGCGAUAUUUGGGUGCUGAUAUUGCCAUUUAUUGCAAUUUUUGUUAACACUAGACCAUGGGCAAAGUUGAGGAAAAUAUCUAAAUUGAUAAAAGUAAAAAUGUUUGAUUUUCACCAUAUAUGUAGUCAGAGAUGUCCUAAAGUCAAAUAUAUCAGUCAUUGUCAGGCAUUAUUUAUUACAUUUUUUCCACCGACCAAAAAAUGAAAGACAUUUCACUCACAAAUUCGUAGUAUUUUCUUUUUAAUUCAUAAGGGACAUGUAAUGUUUUAUACUUCUGGUGAAUAUAUUCCAAUCAAUCCUAAUUCCAUAAAUGUAUUUUGUAUAUACAGUUCCGUUUGUUAACACCUUAUUUGGAAAACUUGACGUAGUCACACGUCUACUUCCUCUAACUUCGCCAAGUCCUUCGCUGGCUCUUCCGACAACAUUAAAAAAAAUCAUGAUACAUAGGCGAAUCGAUUUUUUCCCACCCCUAGUAUUUACACGUAUUUGAAGCCAGUUUGGUUAAAUUCAAACCCUGAUUCUCAAGGAAUAGAGCGCUAUCUUGUGAGGGCUAAUAAUAUAUAAUAUGUUUUGGUGGCUUUAAGCCAUCUGAUUUGCUAUGUAACCAUAGGUAACAUGUUUGUUUUUUUAAUUGCUGUACUGUAGUUACAUCUUGAGCACAUGCAGCUAGAGAUGGAUGUGAACUAGUUUCAGUACAAGUUUGCUUUACUUCAUUAUGUCUUAUUAUUCUCAACACUGUCAUAUCAACUACUGUUCAAGCUGCUGGCACUUCUACUGGAGUCAUCUGGCACACACACACAUGCACACACCACAUGUCACGAAUUUCAACAUUUAAUCAGUCACAUUCCCUGUUAUUAUUAUUAAUAUUAUUAUUAUUAUUAUUCCUCAUACUCUGGUUAUUCUCAAACAGUAUUGCCGUUACUGUUCAUUACAUUCCCUAAGUUAUCUUUGUUUUUUGUUAAAUAACUAAUUGCAGACCAUUCUGAUACUUUGCUUAAUAAAAUGAGGUGGGUGAAAAUUAA
Molecule: messenger RNA, 5260 nt
Organism: Sebastes umbrosus (honeycomb rockfish)
Lineage: Eukaryota; Metazoa; Chordata; Actinopteri; Perciformes; Sebastidae
Gene: usp6nl
Product: USP6 N-terminal like
Exons: 14
Coding region: 844-3561 (905 amino acids)
Source: RefSeq, a predicted model, not a curated record